Messenger RNA from Scomber japonicus (chub mackerel), 264 nucleotides. RefSeq names its product retinal rod rhodopsin-sensitive cGMP 3',5'-cyclic phosphodiesterase subunit gamma. Gene Ontology annotation, molecular function: cGMP binding; 3',5'-cyclic-nucleotide phosphodiesterase activity. Gene Ontology annotation, biological process: positive regulation of G protein-coupled receptor signaling pathway; visual perception; positive regulation of epidermal growth factor receptor signaling pathway. Gene Ontology annotation, cellular component: photoreceptor outer segment membrane. Bases 1 to 264 code for a protein of 87 amino acids. The transcript is spliced from 3 exons. The record is from RefSeq and is a predicted model, not a curated record. NCBI's taxonomy places the organism in Eukaryota, Metazoa, Chordata, Actinopteri, Scombriformes, Scombridae.
AUGAACCUUGAGCCGCCCAAACCUGGGUUCAAGUCGGCCACCCGUGUCACCGGAGGCCCCUCCACCCCACGCAAGGGACCCCCUAAGUUCAAGCAGAGGCAGACCCGUCAGUUCAAGAGCAAGCCUCCCAAGAAGGGAAUCCAGGGAUUUGGUGAUGAUAUCCCAGGAAUGGAGGGCUUAGGCACUGACAUCACCGUCAUUUGCCCAUGGGAGGCCUUUAACCACCUGGAGCUGAAUGAGCUGGCCAAGUAUGGUAUCAUCUGA